GUCUCCCACUCUCUGCACUCCAUCUGGCCAGCAGGCUCUCCUCUCUCCAACCCUAGUGGAGCUGUGGGCAAUCCAGUAGCCCUUCUUCAGGCACCUUCCAAGAGCUGAGAGCAUGAACUAGGGAGAGGAAAGAUACCGCCAGAGGCCCAUCUGUUGAGCAUUUCCUUCUACAAUGCACUGUGUUGUGAAUGGCAGCUGCCAUCUGCCUUCCAAGUUCUCUGUAAACAUUCUGGAAUUCAGAAAGACCACAGACACUCGGGACAAGUCGGACAACCCUGAGGGCAAGGGUUCUGCAGACAUGGCAUGAAGGCCACAGCACUGUUACAUACUUUCAAAGAGUGGGGCAAGGCCUUCUUGACCCUCAUUUCUACCCGUAUCCGGCCAUGUCAACUGCUCCUUACUGGUGCUGGGUUCCAAGCCAGCUUGUGUGGUCAUGUUGCUGGUGGUGUCACGUCAGUACUCCUGACGCAGGCAGAUGUCAACUGCCUGGUCUUGGGUCUGGCUCUUCAUCUUUUUGGGCCCCAAGAGUCUACUUGUGAUGCUCGGUACCCACUCCCAGGGCUGCUGAGAGGAGGAACUGUUAGUCACUUCAUCCAGAAGCUUCCAGCCUGCCGAGCUAGCCACAAAGUACGCAAACUUUUCAGAGGGAGCUUGCAAACCCGGCUACGCUUCAGCCCUGAUGACUGCCAUCUUCCCCAGGUUCUCCAAACCAGCACCCAUGUUCCUAGAUGACUCCUUUCGAAAGUGGGCUAGGAUCCGGGAGUUUGUGCCACCUUUUGGAAUCAAAGGUCAAGACAACCUGAUCAAAGCCAUCUUGUCAGUCACCAAAGAGUACCGCCUGACCCCUGCCUUGGACAGCCUCCACUGCCGCCGCUGCAUCAUUGUAGGCAAUGGAGGGGUCCUUGCCAACAAGUCUCUGGGGUCACGAAUUGACGACUAUGACAUUGUGGUCAGACUGAAUUCAGCACCUGUGAAGGGCUUUGAGAGGGACGUGGGCAGCAAGACCACCCUGCGCAUCACCUAUCCUGAGGGUGCUAUGCAGCGGCCUGAGCAGUAUGAACGAGACUCUCUCUUUGUCCUUGCUGGCUUCAAAUGGCAGGACUUCAAGUGGCUGAAGUACAUCGUCUACAAGGAAAGAGUGCGUGGGUCCUUUCCAUUCAGCGGGACACAUCAUCAGGCGCCCAGCUCAUGUCUUCUUAUGCUGUGUCUACAGAGUGCAUCCGAUGGCUUCUGGAAGUCUGUGGCCACUCGAGUGCCCAAGGAGCCCCCAGAGAUUCGCAUCCUCAAUCCAUACUUCAUCCAGGAGGCCGCCUUCACUCUCAUUGGACUGCCCUUCAACAAUGGCCUCAUGGGCAGGGGGAACAUCCCAACCCUUGGCAGUGUGGCAGUGACCAUGGCAUUACAUGGCUGUGAUGAAGUGGCAGUCGCAGGCUUUGGCUAUGACAUGAACACACCCAAUGCACCCCUACACUACUAUGAAACUGUGCGCAUGGCAGCCAUCAAAGAGUCCUGGACGCACAACAUCCAGCGAGAAAAGGAGUUUCUACGGAAGCUGGUGAAAGCUCGCGUCAUCACUGACCUAAGCAGUGGCAUCUGAAUGGGCCCAACACUGGGCCAUAGAGGCUCACACCAGGAACAAGCAGCUGCCACCCACACAGGAGUCUUCCGACCCAGAGAAGGACAGUGCCAAGGGGCCCGAGGGCCAGUGAGGCCUUGGCAAGGCAACCGAAGCUGUGCCUGUUCCAGGCCAACAUCAAAGACCAGCACUCUGCCUCAAAGCCUGGGUCCGUGAAGCCAGAGGGCUAGGAGGCCACUGGCUGUGACCAGCAGGCCCAGCAUGCAGGAGGUGGGACAUUUGGGAGCAAGAGUGCUGCCAGAAUCAUUUUUCCAAUCAGUGUUUGGUGUAUUAUCAUUUCGUGAAUUUGGGUGUGGGGAGGGGAGGGAUAAUUUAUUUUUAAAUAAGAUGUCACAUUUGGUCCACAUGCUGUGCAGAAAGAGGCCCACUAGAGGGCCCACCAGGCAGUGGUACCAGUGAGAUCCCUGAAGGAUGGAAGUGCCAGACCAUGCUUCAGGGACACAGGGAGGUGGAUAGCAUUUCAUCUAGUCUGCCAUCUCCAGCUCAUGAUACACUUUGGCCUUCCUUUGGGGGGAGAUGGAGUACUCCCUCUCCACCAGCCCCCAGUGUCCCACAGGGGAAACCCAGAGCCAUCCCUUUAAAGCCAACAGGACAGCUCUUGGACAGGAGCAGAGAGAAUUCAGGAGGCAGGGCCCAGCCUGAGGGGAAUGGCUCCUCUCCAUAGCUGUCCCUGAUCCAUGGGAGCAGUGCUCCUUCCUGACAAACUGUCAGGUGGUCUGGGUUUCUUGAUGAGACUGCCGGCUCCAUGGGUCCUACCCAGGACCAGAGGGAAGUGAGGCUCAAGGACCUUACCCAGGCUGCAGCAGCUGUCCCAGGCAGCCCUCAUGGAAGCAAUAAAGCUCUCCCCUGAACCUGG
Cricetulus griseus (Chinese hamster) is the source of this 2492-nucleotide messenger RNA. The record is from RefSeq and is a predicted model, not a curated record. Lineage: Eukaryota; Metazoa; Chordata; Mammalia; Rodentia; Cricetidae.